AUGGCGAAGCGAGGCGAGGACGGCGAGUCGAGCGAUUGCGGUACCCCGAUCGUGCUCGAUGCGCUCGUCAAGCACUGGCCCGCGGUGACGAAGUGGAGAGACGGGGCGUACCUGGACGAAAUCGUCGGCGAUCGCACGGUGCCCGUCGAACUGGGGAAGACGUACGUCGACGACGCGUGGUCGCAGAAACUCAUGACGAUGCGUGAGUUCAUGGACGCGUACGUCGACGGCGACGACGACGAGUCGACUCGACGCGCGAGCGGUGGUGCGGACGUGGGUUACCUCGCCCAGCACGAACUCUUCGAGCAGUGCCCAGAAUUGAAGCGCGACAUCGAGGAACCGCUGUAUUGCGCGCUCGGCACCGGCACCGUGUGCGCGGUCAACGCCUGGUUCGGACCCGCGCACACGGAGUCUCCGGCGCACACUGACCCGCAUCACAACCUACUGUGCCAAGUCAUCGGCGUCAAGCGCGUGCGUCUCUUCGCGCCGAGCGAGACGCCGAAGAUGUACCCGCGCGACGCCCCGAUGAGCAACACCUCCCGCGUCGACGUCAUGCACCCGAACUUGGACGAGUUCCCUCUCUUCGUCGACGUCGAGUUCAUCGACGCGACGCUGUACCCCGGCGACGCCUUGUACAUUCCACCCGGUUGGUGGCACCGCGUCAAAGCCGCCACCGUCUCGUUCAGCGUUUCGUAUUGGUGGGACUGA
Ostreococcus lucimarinus CCE9901 is the source of this 708-nucleotide messenger RNA. RefSeq lists its product with no specific name. Gene Ontology annotation, molecular function: 2-oxoglutarate-dependent dioxygenase activity. Bases 1 to 708 code for a protein of 235 amino acids. Lineage: Eukaryota; Viridiplantae; Chlorophyta; Mamiellophyceae; Mamiellales; Bathycoccaceae. The record is from RefSeq and is a predicted model, not a curated record. The transcript has a single exon.